This is a messenger RNA of Sinocyclocheilus grahami, 4423 nucleotides long. Its product is annotated as sterile alpha motif domain-containing protein 11-like. Lineage: Eukaryota; Metazoa; Chordata; Actinopteri; Cypriniformes; Cyprinidae. Bases 333 to 2906 code for a protein of 857 amino acids. Gene Ontology annotation, molecular function: protein binding; DNA binding. The record is from RefSeq and is a predicted model, not a curated record. The transcript is spliced from 12 exons.
UAAACACAGCGAAGUUGCCAUAGUGAUUAUUUUAAAGGAAACGCUGGAUAGACAACCAUUAAAGCACGCUCAGCGUUAAUAUCUGGCGGAGAUGUCAGGCAUUAGUCCGAUUAGAUGUGGUGGGCAGGAGCGCGGGGAGACCCGUCAUGCGAGCAGUGCACUGAGGAGAAGAGUGAAGUGGUGAAUGGCUGAACUUAAGCGCUCUGCUGUCAGCCAGCGACGCGGGAGUCGUGCGUAAACACACCGGUGCGCCUGGAACUCCGCGAAGAGGGACACAAGUUGGGACGCAUGAACUGCUAAUCACUCGUUACCGGCGCUGCGCUUCGGGUAACAUGCCUGCCAUCAAAAAGGAGAGACUGGAUGGAGAAGACAUGGCAUUAGCCGCCUUCAACCAACCCGAAUACCUGGCCCCUUUAAAUGCCACCGCUAUCCCCGUGGUGACCCCUCAUCCGCCGCCGUACGAUCACAUUUUCGCCCAUCACCAGCGCGCGUACUUGGGCUUUCGCGACGCCGCGCUGCAUCAGCAGCACCUACACCACCACUCGGACGACUUCAUGCUAGAGAGCUUCUCGUCUAUCCCGGACUUUCAGCCGUUUUUCGACAACGGGGAGCCUUGUAUUGAAGUGGAAUGCGGGGAAAACAAAGCACUACUGUACAUUAACAAACUGUGCCAGGGCAGCAAAGGGCCCUCCAUCAAAUACCGGGCUGAGUGGCUCACCCCAAACGAGUUCCAGUUCGUGAGUGGAAGAGAGACAGCCAAAGACUGGAAACGGAGCAUUAGGCACAAAGGGAAAAGUCUGAAGACACUUAUGUCCAAAGGAAUCUUACAAGUACAUCCUCCAAUCUGUGACUGCCCUGGCUGCAGAAUUUCAUCUCCUGUGAACCGUGGGCGACUGGCAGAGAAACGCACCAUCCCCUUGCCGCCAACACGGGUGCCCAAAAAGGAGCUGGCCUCUGUUUUCAGCAGUGACGACAGUGAGGGCAGCGAGCGGGCCAGCGGAGAUCAUGCAGACAUCAAACAGGAAGAACUGCAUUACACUAUCAUGAGAAAAAGUCGUGACAGUGACCUCUCAGCGAUCAUCUCCAACCUGCACCACACCCGACAGCACGGCAUGCCCGAGGGCCAGCCCUGCUCCGACCUCAGACUCGCCUCCGCACACUCAGAUGACAUUCUAGGCAAGAGGAGAGCCUACUCCCCCAACAGCAGCAGCGAGUGCCCAUCUGACAGCAAGAAGUCCCGCAGCGUGUCACCUAAAGAGAACUCUCACACGCCUGCGCUGGAGCUGGGCAGUCACAUGACCCCCGAGGAGCACUACAGGCGCAUGAUGUCAGCUCUGAACGAGCAUGGCUCUUUUGAGGAGCAGCAGCAGCGCCUGUACCAGCUGGCGAACAACAUGGGCGUCCCAAGCCAUGAGCUGCUGCGUGUGCGUCAGGAAGCCAUGGCUGCCGUUAGAAUCCCGGGAGGAAUGGAAGCUCACAUCCCCACUGCAGGCAGCUCCUCCAGCCAGCGGCGCAAGCAGGGGCUUCCCCAACACAGAGACACACACUUCCCUGAGCGAGUGGCAGGGCCACAGAGCACGGUAGAGCAAGAGGGAGGGAGCGAGAGCAAGGAGAUGAUGGAGGUUGUUGUGGUGGUGGUGGGGGGGCAAGGAUACAAACAGUGCCGCUGUCCGCAGCGUGACAGGACUGAUGAUGGGCUACGGUUGGAAAUGUCUGCUGAACUGUUGAGACAGAAGGAGUUAGAGAACCUCCACAGGCAGCGAUUGCUGGUGGACCCGCUGGGCCUUCAUCCUGGGCUCCCUGCAGAACACCCUGCCUUGCGGAGCCUGCAAGAAAUCCCAGAGGGCCACCCACUCCGAGAGGAGCUCAAUCGCCGCAACGCCAUGCUGGUUUUGCGGCACAACAACACCCCAUUACUCUCCCUCAACCACCAGGGGGCAGCAGCAGGAACUUCCUCUAAAGACCUUAGCAACAGGAAGAGCUUGAGGAAAGGAGGACCACACAGAGUGGACCAACAUGGGGGUUCAUCUGAGACUAAAGAGAUGCUUGGGGAGGGCUGUGCACGGGAUGGAGAAAUAGAGGGACAGGAUGAAGACAUGAAAGACUUUGAGAAUGAUGCAGAGGUUGGGGAAGACAGGCCUGAGAGGCUUUCCAAAGUUGAUGGACAUGGUCUCGGAUCAGGUGUGUGCCAAGGCAAGGAUGUAACUAAGACUAGUGAAGCGGUGAAAGAGCUGGGGGAGCGGUCAGGGAGGCUCAGUGCUCCUUGUAGCUCCACUGGCCAAGAGUCACCAACCCACCACCUCUUCACAUCAGGACUGAGCAAGAGUGAGGCCAAAUACCUGCCACCAGGAAUCCCACCCUUACCCACCUUGCCUGGACAAGCUCUGCCCUUCACCUUUCCAUACACCAGCCCUUACUUUCACACCGGCGCCAUGGGAGGUCUUUUCGUGGACGGAGAAGAGGCGGGAGCAGCCGAGGACAUCAGCAAGUGGAGUGUGGAGGAGGUGUGCAGCUUCAUCAGCAGCCUAGCAGGCUGUGGGGAGUAUACACAGGUCUUCAGAGAGCAGGUCAUCGACGGCGAGACUCUGCCACUGCUGACGGAAGACCACCUGCUCAACAACAUGGGAUUGAAACUAGGGCCUGCCCUCAAGAUCCGCUCUCAGGUGGCGCGACGUAUUGGCAGAAUAUUCUACAUGACCAGCUUCCCGCUGGCCCUCCCGCUGCCGCCAUCUGCUCUGCGCCCCACGGACAGAGACCCCCUGCCCACUGAGACCCGCCCUCCUUCUACCGGCAGCACUUCCUCCCCAUUCAGCGUUCCCCCUCUUGCCUGUCGCGCCUCCCCCAAACAGGAGAACGGAAACCCCUCCUCAGCGGGAGCUUACGACUCCACUAAACCUCCCUCGUAGAAUUGGCCAUUAAAACUCUUGACUGCUUCUCCAUUUGGCAGAGGCAGUGCUUCAGGGAGGAGGUAAAAUCAGAGAGAGGGCAUGAAGGGGGCCCUCUUUGAACUAUUCUUUCCUUCCUCUUACCCCCUCUACCCCACCCCCUCCCCUCCCGAAAUAAAAAGCAAACUUGAGGACCUUUAUGCAGAGGCACUUAAUCUUUUUAGGAAAAGUGUGCAGAAAGACGAGAGACACUGAUGAAACGACACGGGCUAAAACAGCUCCACCCCUCGCAGCGGCUGUAUGGAAGCCAAAAUCCAAAGAUGUGCAAAUAGGGACUUGGGGACGAGACAGGAAGCGUUAAGAGUGUGCGAGAGAUGAACGUGAGCAGACAGCUGCUCUUAAACGGCAUGCCAGAAGGAAGGGAGACGCAUCCAGCGAACAUACACAUACGACAUUCUUUUGUGUCAGAUGUUGUAGGAAAGCAACAUUCGCUGCGAUGAACUCUUGUGGUACCUAACAUUCUUGGGGACGGGUGAACUUCGAAAGAGAUGCUUUCUUUUUCUGCUUUCACGCCAACUUCUCCAACUUCCAGCCGUUUUAAAUUCUCUGGAGUUGGUUUCGCUUCGAAAGACUAAAUCCUCCAAAGAGGAGUAAAUAUAAGAGCAGGAUGGAACUCAUUUGCAGUCUUGACCAGUGCAACUAUGCAUUCCACAGUCCAAAACCAAAGACGGAUGGAUGUGGAAUUUUCAAACGAGAUCUAGCAUUGAUCUCACCAGUGACGAAACAAGGUACACAUACAGGGCGCCGUACUAAAGGAAGUGAAAUGGAAAAGGACCUCAAAAAGAGAGGUGUAAAGCACUUAGACUUCCUGUGACCAAAAGCCAUCAGCCAAAGCAAUGGCCCAAACUCUCACCCGACAAACAUCUGGGCCCGUUUUAGUUUCACGACCCCGCGAGAAAAAGAGCAUUAGGGAAGGAUGGACAUCCCUCCCGAUGCCUGUUCAUAGAUGGAUUAAUGCCAUUGUGAGGUCACACUUACUGCUGUGGGAAAGACAUGUUAUCCUGAAUUGUACAGAAACAUGCUCAAGAUGAGAAUAUACUGAAGAUGAAAUAAGUGGUACGUUUUGUUAAAUGUAGUUGCACGAGUUAAAAAUCUUUAUUACUGAACAAAAUGUGACUGGCUGACUCGGUGGUACUUUUGUUCAUCUUUUUCUGUUUGCUGUGUAUUACAGUUGUAAUAAUCAUGAGCCCCAAACUUAAAUGCCACUUCAGCAUAUAAAUGAGAAAAAAAAAAUAUGUAUAGGAAUUUGUUUGCUGUAGUUAGAGCAACAAAAUAUAAAAUUGUCCUUAAAUUGAUCCCAAAGAACAAUACUUUUCUCUUUGUUGCAGGGAAAUGGAAGGCACAAAGCUCUUUAUGCAAAUCUUUGAAAUGUUUUUUCUUUUUAAAUAUGUAAGCAAUUAAUUAAAAUAUUCUCUAGAUUUCCCAUCAAUGUUUUGUCUUCAUCCUAUUUUUCUAUUCUCUGCUGGGUGAAAUAAAUC